CAAACUGAUACCGUCGGCUUUGGCAACGGUAACUCGCCGCAAAAGCGGUUUCAUCGUCUUCAACGAGUCCGGAAUGGCCGAGUCACCCCCUCGAAGUCCCACCGAACCGGAUACCACACCAUGUCCUUCUCCCCUGCCCCAGAUACCGGUAGAGAUCAUAAGUGACGAAGAAAUGGCUCUCAUCCAAGCUGCUUUAGUCGCCGCAUGCCCUUCCGUCUCCUGUUCGACCCAGUUGCAGAGAAGCUUCAGAUCCAUCCCCUCAAUAACUAUGUUGUCAAAGCGGAAGCUUUCGGGGUGUAAGGAUGCUGUCAUGUCAACGGUAGGUGACAUUGAGGAUGGCCAGAAUCGGGUCAUAAGCCCCCGCAAGAAGAACCGGCUCAAAGAAUCACUUUUACAUCGGUUUCGGAGAAAGAGAGGCUUGGCUGUCACUGAUAUAACUGCCACGGAAUGGUGUGAAAAACAAAUGGAAUAUUUCCUUCUGCUUGGUAGACCGGAAGCCAGCAAAGCCAUGAAAGCUGGUAGCAUGCGACAUGCAGCUCUUGAAGAAGAGGUGGUAAAAAGAGUUAAAGUUCAAACUCAAUGUAUGGAAGAUGUAUGGGCAAUUAAGUUCAUGAAUUUUAUGGUUGGCGUCAAUCAGUUGUUAUUCGAUGGCUUGACACGAGAGUUACCCUUAGUAGGCUUUGCAGAAGGUGUAUGGAUGGUUGGAGUGAUAGAUGAAAUACGAAUGGCCACAGAAGAAAAUGAGAGAUUCCCCAUCAUAGUUGACACUAAAACACGCUUUCGUCCUACUCUUCCUUCUGAAGCACAACGGAGGAAUGGAAGGCUUCAACUUAUGUGCUACAAGCAGAUAUGGGACAACUUGGUUGCUAAUAAAUUUCCUAUCGGCCAGUUCUUUGAUUUCUUUUCAUUAAAUCCUAAUUGUAUUUUAUCUGAUGAAAUCCGAGCGAGUACAAUCGGAUCAGGUUUUCCAGCAGAGACCCUCAGUGAAGUGAUGGGGUAUUUUCAGAAUACUUGUUCUAUGCUUCCACAAGCACAUAACCGUCUUUUGUUGAGGUAUGAAUUGCAAGAGGAUGGAUCAUUGCUAGGUGAGGAUGAGUUUGAACAUGAUUCAGAUUGGGUCAAUGGUCAAAUAAAGUCUUGUUUAGAAUUUUGGAGAGGGGAUCGUAAAGCUAGUUUUACUCCAAUGGAGGAGCGCUGGAAAUGCAGGAGUUGCAAGUUUGCUUCUGUGUGCCCUUCUACUUCUCCAACCUCUUUAUAAGAAGCACAAAAAGAAAAGAAAAAGACAUGGGAAUGUGUGCGAAGAAAACUGUUAUUGCCAAGGAAAAGGUGGUAAAUAUUGUGGAUGACAUUUACAGUAUUGCACAUGGCUACUUCUCCCCUAAUCGCCGCCCAGGCUGUCAUCUCUGCGCUGCGCCUCGCGUUGCUACUGUGACAACCUUGGCCCUGACCCAUUUCCAUCUCCAACUAUAAUAUUCCUUCACCAGCACUCUAAAUGAAGGGUGAAACAUUUACCUUCAAAUCCACUCCUCUACAACAUUGUCUCUUACUGAAGGAAAUUACUGAAAGCUGGUUUGCACUAUGGAUCAACAUUGGUCUCUUACACUUUCAUAUUUAUACUUUUGUACAGAAAAGACCAAUUUAAUAUUCUUUACCGUUUUUAAUAAAUAUGUUGCCACUUGUAUUUGAUUUUUGCUCUUCACUGUAUAAAACAACUGUUUACGAAACUUAUUUGUAUCAGCUAGCUUUUUCGCAAAUUGUAAAUAAUCUCAUAAAGGUUAAGACCACUUAUUUUGCAGUUUUGGACCAGGUGUGCUAUUUUCUUGCAGUUUGCACGUGGUUCUUUUUUUAAAUGCUUAUGUGCUAAACCUUUGCAAUGUUAUUCCAAUGAUUAAACUUGUAGUAUUUGUUAUUCUAUAAUGUUUAUUUUGAAGUUUCAAGAAUGUUGAUUCCAAGAUACCCACAUACAUAUGCAUGUAUAUAAAUUGAAGAAUUAUUAUCCUGGAAUUAGAGUUAGGAUCUAAUUGGAUGAUGUAUUUCUAUUUCUACCCUUCUUUGAACUCAGCAUGACAUAUAGGUGACAGAUGCUCUGAACCAGUGAAUCAUUUAUGGUUUUGCUAUUAUUUGUAUAUCCAUGCAUUUGAAAAAUGAUCUUCUCCAUCUACUCCCCGAAAAAUGCAUGUUUAUGGAACACCUCACUCAGCAUCAAAACCACUAGGAUUCUCACAUGGUAGCACUGUGAAGUUAAACGAUGAAAUAGAAGUCUCUAACAAGACGUAUCAGAUUCAAUGUCCAUGUGGAAACACCAUGCAGAUGGAAUCGAUGAUUAAGUGUGAAGAUCCCAAAUGCCAUGUGUGGCAACAUAUUAGGUGCGUUGUCAUCCCAGAGAAAGAUGUUGAGGGUGGUAUUCCAACAACACCGCACAAAACUUUCUAUUGUGAACUGUGUAGAUUGAGUCGUCUUGACCCCUUCUGGGAAUCAGUGGCAAACCCUUUACUUCCAGUGAAGCUGACCAUUACAGACAUCCCACCUGAUGGAACAAGUCAUGUACAGAGUAUUGAGAAAAUGUUUCAACUUACUAGAGCAGAGACUGAUUUAGUGGAAAAACAGGAGUAUGAUAUUCAGGCUUGGUGCAUGCUCCUCAAUGAUUAGGUGCAGUUUAGGAUGCAUUGGCCUCUGCAUACUUCUCUGCAGCUCAAUGGGGUCCCUGUACGCGUGAUAAACAGGCCAGGGUCACAGGCUAAUGGUCGAGGUGAUGGACCUAUUAUAACAACAUGCAUUCGGGAAGGGAUAAACAAAAUAUCUAUGGCGGGAAUCGAUGCCCGUGUGUUUUGUUUUGGUGUCAGAGUAGUGAAGAAGCGGACUGUGCAACAGAUACUCAAUUGUAUUCCCAAGGAGUCCGAUGGUGAGAGAUUUGAAGAUGCACUUGCUAGAGUUUGUCGUGUUGGUGGUGGGGAUGUUGCAGAAAAUGCUGAUAGUGACAGUGAUCUUCAAAUAGUUGAUAACUUCAUUUCUGAGAAUCUUUGGUGCCCUAUGAGUGGUUCGAGGAUCAAGGUUGCUGGGCGAUUUCAUCCCUGUACUCACAAGGGCUGUUUUGAUCUUGAAGUUUUUGUGGAAAUAAACCGAAUGUCUAGAAAGUGGCAAUGUCCCAUUUGUCUGAAGAAUUACUCCCUGGAGCAUAUAAUUAUUGAUCCCUAUCUCAAUCGAGUCACUUCUAAGCUGAAGAAUUGUGGAGAGAAUGUGAUGGAAAUAGAAGUGAAGCAUGAUGGUUCUUGGAGGGUCAAGGCAGGAGGUGAUUUAGGCAGUCUAGGUGAUCUUGUACAGUGGCACUUACCUAAUGGAAAUCUCUGCACAUCUUCAGAUGCAGAAUCUGAUGAGUCAAACCUCGAAAUUCUUAAGUCUCGGGAUGGUUGUUCUAAUGGCCAUGGAAACCUCAGAGUUGGGCUGAAGAAAAACCCCAAUGGCGUUUGGCAAAUUAGUAAGCCUGAGGAAAUCAUUGCCAUGAGCAGCAGUAGUGACACUGUAAUUGGCAAAGAAGGAUGUGAUGAUGUCAGUGUAAAUCAGGAUAACAGUGGGGUUGAGUAUGAACCUGCACAACCGGGAAAUGGUGAACUUAUCGUCUUGAGCGAUUCAGAUGAGGAAAAUGAACUGUUAAUGAUUCCUGGAAAUGAAGUCCCUACCUUUUCUUUUCAACAGAAUGGGAUUCCAGAUUCUUAUGGUAAUGAAGACUGUCCUACUUUCCCUGAUUCACGGAUUGGUAUAUUGAAUACUACUACAACUACUAUUGCUAGUAACAAUGAAUUUGGUAUAGAAACAUGGCCUUCACCCCACAAUAUCCAGAGGGUAGUUCUGGGCUUUCAGAUAUUUGGUUCAAAUGCAGAUGUCCAGCAUAACCUCAUUAGUGGCUGUGGGUUUCCCACAGAUAUGGGAUCAGUUGGUGCUGUAACUGAAUCCUCUGUUGUUUAUGCUAAUGCCAAUAUAAACAGUAGCUUGGUUGUUGGUAAUCCCUUUUGAUUCGGCGAUGUUGAUCCCUCUCUUCAGAUGUUUAUUCCGAAUAUACCAUCAGAUCCAUCAUCCAUGGCAGACCCUAAUAUGAGAGAUCAACCACCUGAUGCCACAACCUGUGUUCCAAGUGAGGAUUGGUUCUCGCUUUCCCUUGGGAGUGGAGGAGAUAUUGGGACUACAUCUGAUUCCACAGGUGCUAAUGGGUUAAAUUCAGACCCUCAGUGAAGUGAUGGGGUAUUUUCGGAAUACUUGUUCUAUGCUUCCACAAACACAUAACCGUCUUUUGUUGAGGUAUGAAUUGCAAGAGGAUGAAUCAUUGCUAGGUGAAGAUGAAUUUGAACAUGAUUCAGAUUGGGUCAAUGGUCAAAUAAAGUCUUGUUUAUAAUUUUGGAGAGGGGAUCGUGAAGCUAGUUUUAUUGCAAUGGAGGAGCGUUGGAAAUGCAGGAGUUGCAAGUUUGCUUCUGUAUGCCCUUCUACUUCUCCAACCUCUUUAUAAGAAGCACAAAAAGAAAAGAAAAAGACAUGGGUGAGUUGGAACAACUUUUCCCUUAAAAAAUAAUCAUGAGGGGAAGCUGAUUUUUUAGAGGUUUCUUCAUAUUGAUCACCAGUCAUUUGUAUAUGCUUCAUAGUCAGGAGCUUUAUCAUCAUGGAGCAAAAAACUCGUUGUUGUGACUUGUAAUUUAUUGAAAUGGACGUUUUCUUAUCAUUAUCAUCUUGCUUGUAUAUAAUGAUUCUUUUCCAAACAAAUAGUUGUAAAAGCUUUAGAGAAAUGAUAAAAACAUCAUAUUACUUUGGAUGCCA
Molecule: messenger RNA, 4803 nt
Organism: Cuscuta europaea
Lineage: Eukaryota; Viridiplantae; Streptophyta; Magnoliopsida; Solanales; Convolvulaceae
Source: the annotation of a GenBank genome assembly